Molecule: messenger RNA, 1548 nt
Organism: Diplodia corticola
Lineage: Eukaryota; Fungi; Ascomycota; Dothideomycetes; Botryosphaeriales; Botryosphaeriaceae
Product: mate efflux family protein
Exons: 2
Coding region: 1-1548 (515 amino acids)
Biological process (GO): xenobiotic detoxification by transmembrane export across the plasma membrane
Cellular component (GO): membrane
Molecular function (GO): xenobiotic transmembrane transporter activity; antiporter activity
Source: RefSeq, a predicted model, not a curated record
AUGGCGAGCAGCCAGGACGACUUCGCCCGCGCAAACCCAUGGCUGCCCGCCUUCAUGCGCCGUGACUAUCCCGACCCGCCUGCUGCGAAUGAGCGCACUUCUCUGCUGCCUCCGCGCGAGCGCGAAGAGGGCGACGUCUUUGAUCUGGAGGAUACGGACCGCAGCUCUACCCAGCUGGUCGUGGCUGAGCUGUGGAUUCUCUUCAAGGGCUCUGUUCCCGUCAUCCUUGCCUACACCUUGCAGAACUCGCUGCAGACCAUCUCCGUCCUGGUCGUGGGAAGGCUGUCGCCCGAGGCCCUGGCUACGGCCGCCUUCUCCUACAUGUUCGCCAUGGCCACCGCCUGGCUGAUAGCCCUCGGCGGCACCACCGCAAUCGACACCCUCGCCUCCGCCAGCUUCACCGGCAGCAAGAACAAGCAUGAUCUUGGCGUCAUCCUGCAGCGAGCUUUCUUCGUCCUGGCUCUCUUCUACAUCCCCGUCGCCGUGCUCUGGCUCUGCGCCGAGCCCGUCUUCAAGCUGCUGGGCCAAGAGCACUACAUUGCCCGAGACUCGGCCAGGUUCCUCUCUGCCCUGAUUCCUGGCGGUCUGGGCUACAUCUACUUUGAGUGCAUGAAAAAGUAUCUGCAGGCCCAAGAGAUCAUGAGACCAGGCACCUAUGUGCUUUUGAUCACUUCCCCCCUCAAUGCCGGUCUGAAUUACUUGUUUGUCUACACUUUCGACAUCGGCCUUCUCGGCGCACCCCUCGCCACUGGCAUUUCCUACUGGCUGUCCUUUCUGCUUUUGCUUGCAUAUGCACGCUUUGUCCACGGCUGGGAGUGCUGGGGCGGCUGGACCCGUCAGGCUUUCUCCAACCUGCGCAUCUUCUCGCGCCUCGCCUUUCUCGGUGUCAUCCACGUAGGAACCGAGUGGUGGGCGUUUGAGAUCGUUGCCUUGGCUGCCGGCCGUCUCGGAACCAUUCCCCUGGCUGCGCAGAGCGUCAUCAUGACGACGGACCAAGUCAUGAACACGAUUCCUUUUGGCGUCGGAGUGGCUACGAGCGCCCGCGUUGGCAAUCUUCUGGGGGCGCGGAACGCCAAGGGGGCUGCGAGAUCGGCCAACACGGCUGCCUGGCUGAGCAUGAUACUGGGCGCUCUUGUCCUGGCCGUGCUGAUGGGCGUCAAGGACUUCUAUGCGCGCAUCUUCAACGAUGACCCGGACGUGGUCAAGCUCACGGCCCAGGUCAUGCCGUACGUCGCUCUUUUCCAAAUCGCCGACGGCCUGAACGGCAGCUGCGGAGGCUCGCUCAGGGGCAUGGGAAGGCAGCACGUUGGUGCUGCCGUCAACCUUGUCAGCUAUUACUGCGGCGCCCUGCCGCUAGGCAUUUACCUGGCUUUCCACGGCUGGGGCCUUGGCGGGCUCUGGAUCGGACAAUGCAUCGCGCUCUAUCUGGUGGGCUUUUUGGAGUGGGUGAUUGUGGCAUUCAGUGAUUGGGACAAGCAGGUCCAAAAGGCAUUUGAGAGGAUGGAUCACGGUGAGAGGGCAGAGCUCGGAGCGCAGGAUAGCCAGUAG